Molecule: messenger RNA, 617 nt
Organism: Aphis gossypii (cotton aphid)
Lineage: Eukaryota; Metazoa; Arthropoda; Insecta; Hemiptera; Aphididae
Product: ras-related GTP-binding protein B-like
Exons: 3
Coding region: 22-414 (130 amino acids)
Biological process (GO): cellular response to amino acid stimulus; regulation of autophagy; cellular response to starvation
Cellular component (GO): nucleus; Gtr1-Gtr2 GTPase complex; lysosome
Molecular function (GO): GTP binding; GTPase activity
Source: RefSeq, a predicted model, not a curated record
UCUUCAAUCGUAAACAGAUUAAUGUCAAAUGUUCAUAAAUUGGAAAAUACAUUGAAAUUAUUUGCUGAAGAAAUGGAAUGUGAUGAAGUGAUACUAUUUGAGCGGGCUACUUUGCUUGUAGUAGCUAAGUAUGUACGUGUACCACCUAGUGAUGAAAAAAGACCUCAAAGGGUUUCAAAAACUAUAAAAAACUUCAAAGCAAAAUUGGACCGAAACAAGAUAUCCCAUGACCUGUUUGAAAUUAAGCUUUCGAGGUUAACAAUAUUCAUACACAAAUUUAUAUUUGAUACGUUUUUAAUGGUUGUGACACGCGAUACAUUGACCGAAUUGAUUUCGUUCAACAUCAAAAGCUUAAAAGCACAUUUUUCAAAAUUAUUACAAGACAGCUGCCAACAACCAAAAACAAGUGGUUAACACAAAGUGAUGUUUGGAUGAGGAAAUCAGAAACUAUUUUGGAAAUAUCUUGAACCUAAUUAUUAAAAAAUAUCAAUUUCUUAUGUUUUGAUUCCUUCUUUAAUAUGUUCCUUAAUUGUUAAUGUUCCUAAUUUGUUUAAUGUUCAAUUUUAUCACAAAAGAUUUAGCAAAAAUCUGUUUUGAUAAAAAUUAUUAAUUCAGAA